Ceratitis capitata (Mediterranean fruit fly) is the source of this 3137-nucleotide messenger RNA. Its product is annotated as transmembrane protein 245. Bases 331 to 3024 code for a protein of 897 amino acids. The record is from RefSeq and is a predicted model, not a curated record. The transcript is spliced from 10 exons. Lineage: Eukaryota; Metazoa; Arthropoda; Insecta; Diptera; Tephritidae.
AUAAUGGAAACAAAAUAAAAUACCGUCAAAACAAGUUGAUUAUUGACGAGAUUUGUUGCUGGAUGGAAAAUAAAUUAUGCUUUAAAUAAUUACACUGCUCGUAUGAAGCCGGAUGUGCUAAAAUAUCAACAGACUGCUUUCCUAAAACUGAAAUAACUUCAAGGAUUCCUACAGUGAUACAUUUAUAUCAGUGUGCCUGUUUUAGGUGUGGCCUCAAGGCAUAACGUCAUCAUCUUUGAAUCAGCCACCUUUUACGGCACAUAUAUCUAUUUUUAGAUGAAUCCUAAAAUUGAAUGACGGGUAUCGAGACAUAGCAUACAACGUUGCAAAAUGAAUCGCUCCGACUCUAUUCGACGGGACCGCUCCUUCGACAGUGUUCUUAACAAGUUGAUGCGUAUGCGCUCCCAGAAUCAUGAAACCUUUAAGGCGGCUAUGUACAACUUUUUAAUUGCCGCUGGCAUUGCAGCAUUUGUCGCCGUUUGCUUCAUUUUGGGUCCCUUUGUGCGCCCAUUACUCUGGGCUUUUCUCAUGGGAGCAGUGCUGUUUCCUUUCAAAAGACAUUUAGCGCAAUUACUAAAUGGUUGGUUUGAACGCUUGGAAGAACGAGAUUCUAAUGUUAUGGUAUCGAUUUGCUUGGCUCCACUCGAAGCAACCGAAUACUGUGGCAGUUUGGUAGUGAGUUGGGUACGUGAACACUGGCAAUUGUUGACGGCUGGUGUUGGUGUCGCUACAUGUAUCAAAUUACUAGUGCUUUAUGCGCCCAAAGGCUUUCUUUGUGCAGUAUGGCGUUUUAUUGUAUUUUCGCAUAGCACUUUGAUACAAUUGAUUGGCUUUCUGAAUAUUUACAUGUUAAUUGCAAUAAUUGCGAUCUACUUGUCGUCCGUAUAUAUUUUGUGGAAGCCGGAGAAUAGCACUAAGUUUGUAAUGGCUGGUCAAUCUCUAUGGAUUGCUGUAGUUAGUUAUGGUUGCAGCUUUUUAGGCGCACUUCAAGUACCCGUGUUCAUUUUAAUAAUGCUGUAUGUGGGUAUAUCAAUUAUUUAUCAUAUGCGCACAGCUGAAGAUUCGAGCAGUUGCAUUGAUAAAUUGAAAAAAUUAUUAGACAAAACAGAUUUUGAAAAAUCCGUUAACAAUGUCAGUAUAAAAAAGCAAAGUCUGCAUUCCGAUGCUGAAGAUAUAUCGUUGAGCGACACUAUAGAUUCCUUGGAAAACACUGAUUUGUUUGACGAGAAUGAGGGGCAACACUUAAGUGAUAUUUACUUCAGAUGCUUAUUUUAUGCAUGCAUAGCAACAUUUUUAUAUCGCAAUGUGUGGAUGUUCAUACUGGCUGCAAUACCAAUUUCACUGCAUUUGCUUUAUACGUUGGGCAACGUGACGGGUUUCACGGCGUUUAUUUAUGGCAAAAUAAAUGAAGCCUACGACCAGUUAAAGAGCUGGGCUAUUGAACAUCACUCUGCCGUUUUGCCGCUAUGCCUACCCGGUGUGCUGGAAUUAAAUUACAAAAUAAACGCCAUAAUACGUAAUUCAUUAAAAUCGUCCGUCGAUUUAGUCACUUCCAUUCUAAUGAUCAUUCUUAUGCUUUUAAUAAUUGUGUUCCUUGGCGUAUUUUUCUGUGUCAAUAUCUACUCAGAAACAAUUGAAGUUGCUUACCUGGGCAAAGAUCUUAUUAAUAAAACAAUCACGGAUCGUCCUGAGUUGAUCGAUAUAUUACCCCAGAAUAUACAAUCUUCUAUUGAUGAUGCUUUGGAUAAUGCUCAUCAUUAUGGGCGACGAAAAAUUGAAACCUACAUAGAUGAUUGGCUCGCGGAAGCGGACUCAGUGCAUGCAACUAAAUUGAAAGAACAAAUUUUAGAUGUUUGGGAUCGUUUGAUACAAUAUUGGAUAGAUGUCAACAAAUCUGACUCCACCUAUGGGCCACGAGUGCCGACUGAUGCAUUGAAAACGACUUUCGGAGAAAUAGUUGAUAACCCAGGACAUUUUAAAGAGCUAGUUUUAGUGGCCAAACAGGGCAUCAUCGGCUGGGCGAAGAGCAAUACGCAAACAAUAUUGGAAGUAGCUGAAUCUCUGUGGCAUAUCAUACGUACGAAUCUCUCUAUGAUCAUGAGUUUUACGGGUGAAAUACUAUCGCUUUUGCUGUCGGGUGGCCAAGCUUGUGUUGAGUUUAUACUUGAUAUGAUUGUCUUCUUUACUGCUUUAUUUUAUUUGCUCUCGAGCAGCAAUACGAAAUAUGCGCCGCUGCAUGUCACCAAAUACUUGGGUUUCUCUAGUUCCGGCUCUAAAAUCGCCGAUGCUUUAGAGAACUCCAUUUCGGGCGUUUUGAUUUCCAUGUUUAAGUGUUCCAUCUUUACCGGCCUCUUCACCUGGCUAGUGCACACAGUUUUUGGAGCACGUAUUGUCUUCCUGCCAUCAGCGUUGGCUGCCAUUUUGUCGGCUGCACCUUUCCUAGGCAGCUAUUGGUGUGCGUUGCCCGCUUUGUUGGAGUUGUGGCUGGCGCAGGAUCGUUUCUAUGCAGGACUUGUGCUAUUUCUACUGCAAUUCUUCGUGCCACCAUAUUUUGAAGCGGCUAUUUACGCAGAGAUGAAAGGCGGCGGACAUCCAUAUUUGACUGGUUUGGCAAUUGCGGGUGGCAUGUAUUGGAUAGGUUGGCAGGGAGCUAUUUUUGGUCCAUUAAUGCUUUGCUUCUUCAUUGGCCUCUUUGAAGUGGCAGCAGUAGCCAUGCGUGCCAACGAAGAGCCAAGACGCAGUUCCGAAGAAGACACACAUGCGACCAGCAGCAGAAGCAGUAGUGAUGAGGCCUCCAGCAGCGUACCCUUGACCAAUGAAACCGUAAAAGAAACAGCUGUCAAAAUGGCAGAGGCGAGCAACAAAGUGCUACAGACAAUAGAGAUCGAAAAUGCUAAUGGAGCUGGAGCGGAACUGAUCAAUUUAUCAAAAAGUAACGAACUCACCACAACAAUAAAACCACAACCUAUGGAACUUAAAAUAAUAACGACGACUUUUGUGCCUGCUGCAGAAGCGAAUAAAUAAUGUGUUUAUUAAUGGCUUUUAAACUACUUUAGGUGUAUACACUAUUAGAUGAAAUCUGUGUGAAACAUUUUACAUUAACCGAUAGAUAUUGCAAUAUAUAUUAUUUAAGUAAA